Amphimedon queenslandica is the source of this 897-nucleotide messenger RNA. Its product is annotated as E3 ubiquitin-protein ligase RNF4-like. The transcript is spliced from 7 exons. Lineage: Eukaryota; Metazoa; Porifera; Demospongiae; Haplosclerida; Niphatidae. The record is from RefSeq and is a predicted model, not a curated record. The coding region runs from base 148 to 828 and encodes 226 amino acids.
UGACUGCCUAACUGACUGUAUGUCGAGUUGUAUGUGUCUUUGAUCAGCUGCUGUCUCCUUCUUUCCCUCCGUUAGUCCGUUUCCCUCCCUCCCUCCCUCGGCGGCUCUGCUAGUCUCUCGCUCUUUCAAAAGAAGAGUUUAAAGAUUAUGAACGAUACUUUAGCUGACACUCCUAGUGGUCGGGACAGCCCUAAGAGAAAGGAUAAAAUAGAAUCAGUUUUAAGCAGGACAGCAGGUGGGGGUAGAGUAAGACGUAGGAAAGGUUUCACUUCAAAUCGUGUUUCAGGACUACGUGUGGCAGCUUUAAGAAUGGCUGAGAGCAACGAAGAGUUACCCCCUCCUCCUGGAGAGGAGGGCAUGGCUACAAAUACAACAACCGAUUCUACUCCUCCACAAUAUAUUGAUCUAACUAAUGAUUCAUUCAUAGACUUAACAACGCAACAAUCUCCGUCAAUACAAAGAUAUUCUCAUUCAUCGUCAUCCUCUGAAACUCCUAUAUCACCAGAUGUCGUCUUUAUCAGUCAAACGUACAAUAACGACGAUUGCAUAAUUAGCUCUGCAAGGUCAUCAAGUAGUAGCAGUAAGAGAUUGAAAAAGACAGAAGAGAAAGACACGGCUUUGGCGGACAGUAAAAAGUUGACACUCUCCUGUCCCGUUUGUCUUGAAACAGUUCCACAGUUUGAAUCCAAAGGUCGUAAAGUUUCUGCCACGAUAUGUGGACAUAUUUUCUGCAAUUACUGCAUUAGAAAUGCCAUAAUUACUUCGCAUAAGUGUCCUUCGUGUAGAAAAACUUUAACUUUAAAACAAUAUCAUCAAUUAUAUCUUUGAUUUACAUGUCAAAUAAUUAUUGUCUUGUGUGUGCAUAGUAAUUAUUAACACUAACCAGUCACAUUUUAA